CCGAAUUGCCCUCGUUCCAUCCGGAUACCCCCGAAACGCACAACGGCAAAGACCCGUCACAAUUCCCCCCACCACAACGCCAGUGAGCAAGUAUCGGCGUCGGGAUGGCACGGGAACAACAAUCGUCUCGACUCCUCGUCGCGGGGUCACGACUGUUGCAGUUUGCAACGAGUGGUGCCGCGGGAGGUCUUUUCGUCGGUCAAGAAGAUAUCGACGCGAACCGGACGGUGGUUCCGAUCACGGAAACCAACGCCGACACCAACGAACCGGCAGACCGGGACAACCUCGAUCGGGUCAAGGCGUUCUUUUUGAUUCUCUUGUCCGGGGUCGGGAUCGUUCUAGGGCUCAUCGUCAUCACCUACCUCGUUAUGAUUCUUCUAGACAAGUGUACGCGCCGUGGCGAUGCGGAAGAAGAACGUGAUCACGGGGUGGUCUCGCGGAAAGCCGGUUUGUGGGGUCUGAAGCAAUCCGAACGCCAAGCAAUACUGGAGUACAUUUUUCGAAAACACAAGACGGUCUUUGAGUACAGUCAAGAAUUGGUACCAGCUGGGAACAAUUCCGGAGUCGACACGGGGGAAGCGAUACCCGUACUCGAUGCGGAUGUUUCGACAACGAGCGACAGUGGAAGAGAUCGUUUCGGGAAUGAGACAACUUCAAAAGAUAGUCCCGCCGUCAGUGAAAAAGAUCAGGGUAUCAUUUCCGAGCCAUCGGUCGAGUCGUCGCGCUCCAUACCCGGACGCGCACCGGUCGACGAGCACCGGGACGAAAACGACACUGCAACGUUCCCGGAAGACGAUUCGGACGAAGAUCAGGCCAGCCACGACAAUCUCUUCUCGAGCGCCACCACGGAAUCCAGUGACGACCUCGCGUUGACCGAGCACGACGACAACGACCACGACCGCGUGUGUUGUAUCUGCUUGGCUCCUUACGAAGCUGGCAGUACCAUGUUAACAGCGCGAACGUGUCCACACCAGUUCCACUACGAUUGUUGCAUGGAGUGGCUCGUUGCCUUUCACGACCAUUGCCCGUAUUGCCGGGUGGAAAUGAUGACACCGAACCAGAUGCGCAAAGCCGCACGCAAGGUACUCGGUCAAGCUCGUGUCACCGAACUGGGCAUGUGGCAGCAGUACCAGCAAUCAAGGAAUGAUCAUAACACGGAUCCCACGCAGGUACGCAUUGGACGAGAACUCCAAGCCGAAGUGGAGUUGACCGUGCAAACGGAAGGUAGCAACGAUCAAGGUGCAAUUUUGGACGUCUCGGUUGCCGAACAGCACAGAGAUAUCGAAUCAGGGACAGUAGUUGAUAUGGAAAAUUUUACCGAUAGUGGGACAGCUGGUCAAGACCACCCGGCUCAUGGAGAUUCCAGCGCGAACGGUGACUGCACGCGGACAACAGUUGUAAGUCACAAUCACGAAUAAUCGAAAGCUGUCUUCACAGUUAGUAUUGAAAGAACGCUGGAUAGUUUUGUGUUCAUUUGCAGUCAGUGUAAAAUAAUGAUAGCGUCUUUUUGUUUUCUUUAUGGUU
Messenger RNA from Phaeodactylum tricornutum CCAP 1055/1, 1524 nucleotides. RefSeq lists its product with no specific name. The transcript has a single exon. Bases 105 to 1418 code for a protein of 437 amino acids. Lineage: Eukaryota; Bacillariophyta; Bacillariophyceae; Surirellales; Neidiaceae. The record is from RefSeq and is a predicted model, not a curated record.